AUGAUUUGUUUGCAUUUUGAGAAAAAUAAUACACCUGAAUUCCAUGGCCUUUGGGAAAGUCUUAUAUAUGACAGUGAAGUAAAAUCGCAUUUACUUGAUUAUGUGACGACAACAUUACUGUUUUCUGACAAAAAUGUUGACAGCAACCUGAUCUCGUGGAACAGAGUUGUUUUGCUGCAUGGCCCUCCUGGAACUGGUAAAACCUCUCUCUGUAAAGCGUUGGCUCAGAAGCUGGCAAUUCGACUGUCAUACAGGUAUAGAUAUGGACAGUUAAUUGAGAUAAACAGCCAUAGCCUUUUCUCGAAAUGGUUUUCUGAGAGUGGCAAACUUGUAACCAAGAUGUUCCAGAAGAUUCAAGAGUUAAUUGAUGACAAAGAUGCUCUUGUAUUCGUACUGAUUGAUGAGGUAGAAAGCCUCACGGCAGCCCGCAGCGCCUUCAAGGCGGGCACGGAGCCUUCAGAUGCUAUUCGUGUGGUGAAUGCUGUACUGACACAAAUAGAUCAGAUUAAAAGGUAUCCCAAUGUAGUUAUCCUGACUACUUCAAAUAUUACGGAGAAAAUUGACAUGGCCUUUGUAGACAGGGCUGACAUAAAGCAAUACAUUGGGCCUCCGUCCAGUGCAGCAAUAUUUAGAAUAUAUCUUUCUUGCUUGGAAGAACUGAUGAAGUGUCAAAUAAUAUAUCCUCGACAGCAGCUCCUGACACUCAGAGAGCUAGAGAUGAUAGGCUUCAUAGAAAAUAAUGUGUCACGGUUAAGCCUUGUACUAAAAGAAAUCUCAAGAAGAAGUGAAGGUCUCAGUGGCCGGGUCCUGAGAAAGCUUCCUUUCCUAGCACAUGCGCUUUAUAUUCAAUCCCCCAGUGUUACAAUGACAACGUUUCUUCAAGCUCUUUCACUUGCAGUAGACAAACAAUAUGAAGAAAGAAAGAAACUUGCAGACUGUGUGUGAUACUCUGCUGUUUUACAGUUGUCUGUAUUGUUAACACUGAAAACUACACAUUUUUCAUACAAACUGUGCAACUUCAAUGCAUCUGUAAAAAGGAUUGUCAACCCCUUCCAAAGAAAUGGAGUGCCUAAUCUAGUUUUUCAAAAUAUUCAUUAAUAAACAGUUAAGAAAUUUUACAGCAUAUCUUUCACAAGCUUUAUUUCAAAUGCCAGGAAGAGAAUUGUAAAAAAUUCUUGCUGAAAGUCAGUUUCGUCUUUUGCAGUUAUUAAAAGGGGGUAGUUUUCCAUUUCUUGUUUCUUAAUCACUAACUUUCUAUCCAUGCAUCAGUUUUUAUGCUUCUGAUUUCUUUUACAUUUGUAAUAGCAUUAGAAAUUCAGUCUUUGGAUCUGAUACUUCUGUCAUAAAUACAUUAUUUGCUAUUGCUUCUGAAAUAACAAGCAUGAAACUGGGAAGGAUUCAAAGUGCUCUGUGAUGGCCCAGACCUUUUAUACUGACAUCUCUUUAUCCUGAAACUUAUUAUCAAGUAUUACUUUCUUAAUUACAGCAGAUUCAAAAGUUUAAAAUUGAGAGAUUACUUAAUUGUAUUUUGUCAUACUCUUUUGUGUGUGUGUGUGUGUCGUUGCAAGGAUGUGAACCAGAGUGGACCAUGUUUUCUCACUGAAAACUUACACUAAGAAAGGUUCUUUAAAAUGCAUGAAGUUUGGCUUUGUUUUAUUUUAUAAACAUGACAUAAAAGUUCCAUGUGGAGAAAAAUAUUUGGUACUGCAAAAGCCAGUAAACAUAAAUAUCCAGUUCCUAAAGGAACAGUCAACUUUUAUAUGGUAAAUACAUACCCUAUAUAAUACAGCUUA
Molecule: messenger RNA, 1793 nt
Organism: Calidris pugnax (ruff)
Lineage: Eukaryota; Metazoa; Chordata; Aves; Charadriiformes; Scolopacidae
Product: pachytene checkpoint protein 2 homolog
Exons: 12
Coding region: 1-945 (314 amino acids)
Biological process (GO): reciprocal meiotic recombination; meiotic recombination checkpoint signaling
Cellular component (GO): nucleus; chromosome
Molecular function (GO): ATP binding; ATP hydrolysis activity
Source: RefSeq, a predicted model, not a curated record